Molecule: messenger RNA, 1233 nt
Organism: Leopardus geoffroyi (Geoffroy's cat)
Lineage: Eukaryota; Metazoa; Chordata; Mammalia; Carnivora; Felidae
Gene: ATOH7
Product: atonal bHLH transcription factor 7
Exons: 1
Coding region: 650-1108 (152 amino acids)
Biological process (GO): regulation of DNA-templated transcription; neural retina development
Molecular function (GO): protein dimerization activity
Source: RefSeq, a predicted model, not a curated record
CUCCAGAUGGUGUGUUACUGUUGGACAUAGCUUUGGAGAAACUUCAACAGACGAAGGCUGUAAUGUCAGGAUUUUGCUGUGCGUCGUCCCCCUUCCCCCCUGCAGUUCCCAGGGUAGGAAGGUGCUGAGAUGGAAGCCGAGGGACGCCCGCCCACCUGCCACCACCUGUUCCCUCCCUCAGCCCUCUGCUAUAAAUUCUCCUCCUUCAAAGAUUCACCCAGCACUCUCCGACAGCUACUGAGGAAAACCGCUUCUCCCCUAUCUGAGCAUCUGGAAAGAUUUCGUCUUCCUGAAAAAGAAGCCUCAGGCUUUCCCAGAGGACUUGAAAGGCCUUCCCUAAACCAGCCACACCAAAUUCCGCAGCAAGAAGGUUCCCUCCUCUUUUCCAACUUCACGUUGGGAAAAUGACUUUCUCUUCAGCAUCUCAGUUUCCCCUAAAUUUGGGCCAGUGAAAAGACAUCAAUCUGGUUAUCCAGUAGGACAGAAGCGGGGUCCCGUACUCCCCACUGUUAACUCUAAUUCCAAGCGAGUUGCUUUGUGUAUGACUUACUUGCUCAGAAGAGCCACGUUGGGGAGCCGCUCAAUAGACGAGCCCGCGCACACGUCUUAAGCGGGCGAGAGCUCAGCGCCUCCCUCCUUCGGGACGGGGAUGAAGUCCUGCAAGCCCAGCAACCCAGCGGCGGCACCGCGCGCCGCGCCCCCGUGCGCAGGCGGCGCCGAGUGCGCGGGUACGUGCGCCGGGGCCGGGCGGCUGGAGAGCGCGGCGCGCAGGCGCCUGGCGGCCAACGCGCGUGAGCGCCGUCGAAUGCAGGGACUCAACACGGCCUUCGACCGCCUGCGCCGGGUGGUGCCCCAGUGGGGCCAGGAUAAAAAGCUGUCCAAGUAUGAGACCUUGCAGAUGGCGCUGAGCUACAUCAUGGCGCUGACCCGCAUCCUGGCCGAGGCCGAGCGAUUCGGCUCCGAGCGGGACUGGGUCAGUCUCCACUGUGAGCACUUUGGCCGCGACCACUACCUUCCGUUCGCGGGCGCGAAGCUGCCGGGUGAGGGUGAGCCCUACGGCCAGAGGCUCUUCGGCUUCCAGCCGGAGCCCUUCCAGAUGGCCAGUUAGGGAGCGCGGCCCUGCCAGGGUGAGACGCACAGCGAUCGAGCACCGGACCUAUCGGAAUCGUAGCCCUUUCCCCAGUAGGUGGCCUAGGAUGCGUUCUUAGAAUAAAAUAGAAAACUUUCAGAUUA